AUGGAGAUGGACCAAGAGAUGGAUGAAGAGAUGGAGCAGGAGCUGUUCGAAGAGGAUCAGUUUCAAGAGCCAGAGGAGUUUCCAGAGCCUAUGCAGUUUCCAGAGGCAGAGCCUCCACAAGAGGCAGAAGCGCAUCCAAGGACAGCCAGCCGCUUGUGGAGGAUAGCCACUCAUCAAAUUGAACAAGGCCAACCUGUUGUCAUGAAAGGCAAAGCAUCAGGUUAUACUAAGAAAAAAGGUAAAGUAAAUCUUGAUGAAGACAAGUUUAGACACUUGUCUAUGCUUGAGAGAUCCUCCAUCAGAAAACUUGCUAUUAAAAUGGAAGUUAGCAAGUCCACAGCUGGCAGAUGGGUGAAGGGAAACAAAAUCAGACCACAUACAAAUGCCAUCAAGCCUGCACUUACUGAUGUGAACAAAAUUUCAAGAAUGAGAUGGAGUCUUAGUCAUAUUCUGCCAACCAUAUUUGAAGGAAAGCUUCUCUAUCAUGCAAUGCACAACAUUGUUCACAUUGAUGAGAAGUGGUUCUACAUGACAAAGACUUCAGACAGAUACUACCUGUUGCCGGAGGAGGAUGAGCCUUACAGGUCUUGUAAGUCAAAAAGAUUCAUCACUAAAGUGAUGUUCAUGUGUGCUGUCAGUAGGCCAAUGUUUGCCAGUGAUGGGCAGCCCAUCUUUAAUGGUAAAAUAGGCAUAUUUCCAUUCACACAACAAGUGCCAGCCAAAAGGAAGUCAAAGAAUAGGCCAAGAGGGACACUAGAGACAUAG
Molecule: messenger RNA, 765 nt
Organism: Salvia splendens (bonfire salvia)
Lineage: Eukaryota; Viridiplantae; Streptophyta; Magnoliopsida; Lamiales; Lamiaceae
Exons: 2
Coding region: 1-765 (254 amino acids)
Molecular function (GO): nucleic acid binding
Source: RefSeq, a predicted model, not a curated record